CGGCCACUAUCACGGGGAAGAGUGCUGUGCUGUCGUUGCAAGAUAUCGCCACCCGGCGUAACUUGAGGAGAGCACAACGGGUGUGGUGGGUGAGACAUCGAGAAGCUGCUAGUCCUCGAGUCCCAUCGCAAUGGCACACCCGGCGAGGAGCGAGUUCGUCGAUCUCAUCCUCCCGCUUCACGACCGCCUCAAGCUUUACGAUCGCACCAAACCACCGUACGAUCAGCCCACGAACGAUGCGACCGAUCCCGCUCGAGCUGUUCCAGAAAGCUUCAUCGACGCUAUGCGCGUGCGUCAUUCAGUAUACGUUGAAGAGCAAGGAGUGCCAAUAGAGCGCGAGCUCGACGACAGCGAUCCCCGCAGUUUUCACUGGGUGGCAUAUGCCUCCGUCUACAAAAAGAGGGCAUCCACCGACGGCGAUGCAGAAGAGGAGAAACUGGACCACAAUAAGCGCCGCAAAUCGAGCAGCACCAAGAUGCCCAUUGGCACCAUCCGCAUCGUGCCGCCGCCUCAUCCACCCCAUCCCAACGGCAAAGAGGACACUGCCGUCCAAUCGAGCAACGAGAGCUUCAUUGAGCUCGGCGAGCUGGCGGUUAUCCCCGAAUAUCGCAAGGUCGGCAUCUCCAAGCUUCUCAUCGAGACUGCAUUGGCGUUUGUGCGCGAUCACCUGGACGACAUCUUGCCUCGCUACGAUCCGAAGGUGACGGAGUCGAUGAGGUAUCAUGGCACCAUGGCGAAGGAGUUCAAGGGGCUGGUGUUGGUGCAUGCGCAGAUUGGGGUGCAGAAAGUGUGGAGGAGGUUUGGCUUUGAGACGGAUGAGAGCAUGGGCACGUGGGACGAGGAGGGCAGGGAGCACGUUGGCAUGUGGAAGCGAGUGGAUGUCAAGAAGGGGAGACGAGAGAGUAAGAUUGUGCUGGAUGGAACGUUGUAGGGGAGGGUGUUCGGAUGGUAUUGUUAGAAGAGGUGAGCAUCAAGUUGGGCGUAUAGCAUUCUUGUAGCGUCUCGUCACGAAUCGAUGACGGCGUUGGUAUUCCUUUCGUCGCCUAAGAAUCCUUGCUGGGAGCCUUGUCU
Messenger RNA from Neohortaea acidophila, 1071 nucleotides. RefSeq names its product acyl-CoA N-acyltransferase. The record is from RefSeq and is a predicted model, not a curated record. Gene Ontology annotation, molecular function: acyltransferase activity, transferring groups other than amino-acyl groups. NCBI's taxonomy places the organism in Eukaryota, Fungi, Ascomycota, Dothideomycetes, Mycosphaerellales, Teratosphaeriaceae. The transcript is spliced from 2 exons. The coding region runs from base 131 to 931 and encodes 266 amino acids.